Neomonachus schauinslandi (Hawaiian monk seal) is the source of this 3252-nucleotide messenger RNA. It is a transcript of the gene HEYL, whose product is annotated as hes related family bHLH transcription factor with YRPW motif like. Gene Ontology annotation, biological process: anterior/posterior pattern specification; Notch signaling pathway; regulation of neurogenesis. Gene Ontology annotation, cellular component: nucleus. Lineage: Eukaryota; Metazoa; Chordata; Mammalia; Carnivora; Phocidae. The transcript has 5 exons. The record is from RefSeq and is a predicted model, not a curated record. The coding region runs from base 14 to 1000 and encodes 328 amino acids. Gene Ontology annotation, molecular function: RNA polymerase II cis-regulatory region sequence-specific DNA binding; protein dimerization activity; DNA-binding transcription factor activity, RNA polymerase II-specific.
GCCUGCGCUCGCCAUGAAGCGGCCCAGGGAGCCGAGCGGCUCUGACAGCGAGUCCGACGGACCCAUCGACGUGGGCCGCGAGGGCGAGCUGAGCCAGAUGGCCAGGCCGCUGUCCACCCCCAGCCCUUCGCAGAUGCAAGCCAGGAAGAAACGCAGAGGGAUCAUAGAGAAGCGGCGCCGAGACCGCAUCAACAGCAGCCUUUCUGAGUUGCGACGCUUGGUCCCCACCGCCUUUGAGAAACAGGGCUCCUCCAAGCUGGAGAAGGCCGAGGUCCUGCAGAUGACAGUGGAUCACUUGAAAAUGCUCCACGCCACUGGUGGGACAGGAUUCUUUGAUGCCCGAGCCUUGGCAGUGGACUUCCGGAGCAUCGGUUUUCGGGAGUGCCUCACCGAGGUCAUCAGGUACCUGGGGGUCCUGGAAGGGCCGAGCAGCCGUGCAGACCCCGUCCGGAUUCGUCUUCUCUCGCACCUCAACAGCUAUGCAGCCGAGAUGGAGCCUUCUCCCACGCCCGCUGGCCCCCUGGCCUUCCCUGCCUGGCCCUGGUCCUUCUUCCAUAGCUGUCCAGGGCUGUCAGCCCCAAGCAACCAGCUCACCAUCCUGGGAAGAGUGCCCGGUCCCAUCCUCCCCAGCGCCUCCUCUCUCGCUUACCCCAUCCCGGCCCUCCGAACCACUCCUGUGCGCAGAGCUGCUGGUACCGUCCUGCCAGCCCGCAGGAAUUUGCUGCCCAGUCGAGGGGCAUCUUCCACGCGGAGGGCCCGCCCCCUGGAGAGGCCAGCCGCCCCCCUGCCCGUGGCCCCCAGCAUCAGGGCUGCCAGGAGCAGCCACAUGGCACCCCUCCUACGAUCUUCUUCCCCCAUGCCCCCCAGCAUCGUGGGAUCCCCUGCUUAUGUGGCUGUUCCUGCCCCCAGGCCCUCUUCCCCAGGGGCAGCUGGGAGGCCAGCAGGAGCCGUGCUCUGCCACUCCUGGGUCUCCGAAAUCACUGAAAUCGGGGCUUUCUGAGCUGGCUUUUCCCCAGUAGCGAGGAGGGUUCUUUUUCCAGGAGCUCUAAAAACAGUGCUGUCUUCUGCCCUGCUUCCUGGUCUGGCUCAUCUGUCUGCAAAGGCAUCUUCCUCACCCAUUAGAGGCCCCUUCCUCCUUUGGCCCAUCUCCCCUCCUCACUGCCCAUCCCAGCUUGCAGACCCAGCUCUCCUGGAGCUGUUCUGAUCUCAGAGGCCUGGUCUCAUUUCUUACCUGGGACAAAUAAGCCCUGGAGGGCCCCUACAAGCUUUGCCCAGACCCUUUCCUGGGGGCAGCAGGCAUGAAUCCAACGUCUGGGAACUAAGCUUGACCCUAAAGGCACAAUGGUCUCAGGCCGGCUGCUUGCCUAGAGAGUUCAGAACCCAGCCUGAGCAGUGAUUGACUGGUGCAGCCUUCCCAGGCCCCCAGGGCCAGAACUUAGUGUCUGCCUCACUUCCGGAGACAGUAACAGAGCAGGGGCCACAAAGCGGUCUCUGGGGAACCCCCGUCUGCCCCUGCCCACCCCAUUGCAGUGAACCACAGGACAGGCCCCCCUGCCACCGCAGCCAAGGCCCGGCAGUUAGGGGCCCAGUAGGGCCUGCUCGGGUGGUCUUCCCCGCUGCAGACACCUACACUCCGGCUGACCCCCAGUUCCCUACAUGGAGAUGGGAGGUUUCUGGGCAGCAGUAAGGCUCCAAAACAGGGGGUCCUUACCACCAGGCCUGGGACAGUGCUCCCAGACAAGAGCCAGGAUUGAGCAGAGAACCCAGCUCCCUGCUUCUCGCACCAUCACCAUCCUCCAGAUGCCUGGUCCCUGUUGGGUGCACAGCGUGGAGGGUCACGUUCCCAUGUGAUGGCGCCCCCGGAGGGGCCCUCUUGGGAUUCAGCACCAGACGUUUGUGCUGCCUGGUUUGCAUCCGGCUCGCAGAGCCCAGACUGUGGGACAGCCAAGGGCUGUCAGCUGGACAAAAAUAACUGCAAGGAGGGGCGAGAGGAAGGACAGUCAGAGGCGGCUGGGCCCUUCACGGUCACACGGCGGGUCAAGGGCCUGAGAUCCUGUUCACCCAGGAUGUCGCGCAGCUGGCUCUGCUCAGAGGCCAUUUCAGGACCCAGCUCCAGCCCUGGCCGCUCAUCCUCUAACGGAGGGAUCAAAUGGCCUGUGGCCACCAUUCCCAGAAGAACAGCAGAGGCCAGACAGGACUGGGGCAGCCCCGGGACUGACGUUCAGCUGGACCCGUGUUGCCAGACCCGCUGUUAAAACGUAGAGCCACUUCUGUGCUUGUUGGCAGAUAUCUGCUUCCCUUAAGGCCCUCUAAAUGCCCCGCUGCCCCGUGUGGCUUUCCCCCAGGCCCCCACGCUGGUUGGUAAAUACUUCUUUCGAAUGUCACCCCUGGGAAGAUUCUUUCACGCCCACCUUUUGAUGGAACUACUGCCCCCAGAGACUAAAUUGAGGAGAUCCUUGGGCUCAGACAUAGAGUUUGCUAAAACCCUGGGGGAAAGGGCCCUUUUGGAGAAAUGGGGCAGAGGGCAGAGAUCAUUUAAACGACCCAGAAAUCUCUUUUGAAAAGGCAAAUUCCUCCAGGAGGCAUGAAGAGCUAAUGUAUUCUUUCAGUCCUCAGUGUUUGUUCGAUCAGAUUUCUGUCCUCCUGGAUGCAUCUGAGAUGUGCAGCUGUGGGGAGCGAGGGCAGCAUUCCAGGGAGUGGGUCACCGGCCAGGGGUGCUCCUGACGGAGACAGACAGGGAGGGCAGGGCAAGUCAGCAGGCUCCCAGGAGUUGGGAGAGGUGGGCACAGGGAGGUGACAAAGGGAAGAGCCCAACUUCACCUUCGUCACAGAGGGCAGAAAGAACUGCUUCUGCUCCUGAUCUUCCUCCCGCCCCUCCUCCUCCUCUCCCGGCCUAUCCCAGCUGGCGGCUCCCUGCUCCCAGGGUACCAGGUCAGUGCUGCAGUCCCGCAGUUCGGCAACUUCAUAGCUUGAGAAUAUGGGAAACCCAUUUCCACAUUUCCAGGACCCAAUUCCAGGAGAAUCUGUUGACACCAUCGAAUGAGGUGGAAAUGGCCCAGAACUUUCAGCAUCUGAGUUGAUCUUGAGUUCAUUCUCCCCAAGAGAUGGUGAAUGAGAAAGGGGACUAUGUAUUUGUUUUCGUGGUUGAGGAUUUGUAUCUUUUGUUUCUAUUCCCAAGCCUUUCUGGUGUCCCCGACUCCUACCCCCUUGCUGGGGCUGUAGCAGGCAUCCAAUAAAGUUGUUUUAGUUCUU